Molecule: messenger RNA, 595 nt
Organism: Ambispora gerdemannii
Lineage: Eukaryota; Fungi; Glomeromycota; Glomeromycetes; Archaeosporales; Ambisporaceae
Source: the annotation of a GenBank genome assembly
AUGUAGACGAGGUGGUGGUGAUCGAGAUGUAGAAGGAGAAAUCACAGAAAUUCCGAUUGUAGUUCAAUGUAAAUUAAAUGGCGAAGAAUUGGAGACGUGGACUAAAGGCGGUGCUAUUCCACGGUCAUCGACACUUAACGGACGAUCAGCUAAAGAAACUAAUCAAGGACAAACUUCUUCGAGACGAAGAUUCAGCCGAACAACUGAAGAAGUUAAAAGAAAAAGGCAUCUCGUUCACCAAACUAUGGGAAAAAAAUAUAUUCUGCUGUUUAUCAUCCGUCGCGUCAAAGAUAGUCUAUGGGCUAUAUUCGGCAUCAACCGGAUCAAGCCAUUCAAGGACAACUAUUCUAAGGAUCAAAUGAAGGCUUGGAAACAACAAAAAGAUGAACGGACCCAAGCUAACGCCAUUUGGACACAGGCGGUACUUGAAGUGAUUUUCGAUGAGGAACAUACCUCGUCGAAAAUCGAGGCUGAUAUUGUUGAAGCAUGGAUACAUAAAAUCUCCGCUACACAGGAUGACGUAGGAGACGUAGAAGAAAAUAAUAGUAGUAUUGGCAGUGUUGAAUCGAGGUCAAUUUUAACUGAUGACGAUUAA